GAGAAAGGAGAGGUGGUGGGGCGAUGGCAGCGACUGCGGCGGAGGGGGUGGCCGCGACGGCGCUGCGAGCCGUGCUGGGGCGGGCGGGUAUGGCGGCGGAGCGGUCGGGGUGCGCCGCGGAGGCGGUACGGGUUGUGGCGGUGGGGAAGACCAAGCCUGUUUCGAUGCUGCGGCAGCUAUACGACGCGGGCCACCGCUGCUUCGGCGAGAACUACGUGCAGGAGUUCGUCACCAAGGCCCCCCAGCUUCCGCAAGAUACCCGGUGGCAUUUUAUCGGGCACCUGCAGAGCAACAAAGUGAAACCACUGUUAGCUGCUGUUCCAAAUCUUGAUAUGGUUGAGGGCGUAGACAAUGAAAAGAUUGCUAACCACCUAGAUCGAGCUGUCAACAGUUUGGGAAGGCAGCCUUUGAAAGUUUUGGUUCAAGUGAACACUAGUGGAGAAGAAUCUAAAUCUGGAAUCGAUCCCUCCAAAUGUGUCGACCUUGCUAAGCAUGUGAAACUAGCAUGCCCACACCUAAUAUUUUCAGGUCUGAUGACAAUAGGUAUGAAAGACUACUCGUCAACACCAGAAAAUUUUAAGGCAUUGGUUAAUUGUAAGCUUGAAGUUUGCAAGGCCCUUGACAUACCAACAGAACAGUUUGAACUCUCCAUGGGAAUGUCUGGUGACUUUGAGCAAGCGAUUGAGAUGGGCAGCACGAAUGUGAGGAUUGGAUCAACCAUUUUUGGACCAAGGGAGUAUCCAAACAAAAGGCAGAACUAGUGAGAUUCAACGCAUAAGUGUCAUCUCAAUACCCAGUCCUCUUGAUUAACCUUUUGCCUAUGUAAGCAUGAUGCUAUGUAUAAAUGCACAUGUGAAUAGGUAACAUGUACAACCUCAUACAACACUGUUUGCAGGGGGAGGGGGGGGAACUCUCCAUACAACAGUACGGCACUGUAUAAGAAAUUUUGUGACAUGGCCUUGAAUAGAAAUUUCAUAAAAA
Messenger RNA from Zea mays, 981 nucleotides. Its product is annotated as pyridoxal phosphate enzyme. The record is from RefSeq and is marked validated. Gene Ontology annotation, molecular function: pyridoxal phosphate binding. Gene Ontology annotation, cellular component: intracellular anatomical structure. Lineage: Eukaryota; Viridiplantae; Streptophyta; Magnoliopsida; Poales; Poaceae.